AAGGACAAAAUUAGGUUUCGUUGUCGUAUUGUUAAUGCUCAUUGAGCUCUAUUUAUCCUCAUGCAAGUAACAAGAACAUAGUAUUCAGAUGCUGUAGCAGAUAAGGUUGGUAAUGGAUUCAUCAACACUAGGAACAGUUAACUUAGGGAAGUCAAUUAUAGUACCUAGCGUUCAAAAGCUGGUAGAAGAAGGAUCUCUCCUCAAGAUACCACCUCGAUAUGCAAUACUUGAUCAGGACUCUCCAACUGUUUUCGGCGAUGGGUCUUUGCUUUUAUCGGUUCCGGUCAUCGAUCUUGGAAAAUUGGUAGCCGGAGAUUCCAUGGAUUCUGAAUUGGAGAGGCUGGAUGCUGCUUGCAAAGAGUGGGGUUUUUUUCAGAUUGUGAAUCAUGGAGUGGGCACUGAUUUGAUAGAAAGCUUCAAGCUAGAAGUGAAGAAUUUAUUCAAACUUCCUUUUGAAGACAAGAAAAAGCUGUGGCAGCAACCCGACAAUUUUGAAGGGUUUGGGCAGCUCUUUGUGGUAUCAGAAGAGCAAAAGCUAGACUGGUCAGACAUGUUUGGUCUCCACACCCUUCCUCUCAAUGUCAGGAACAAUGAUUUUUUCAACAAAAUCCCUCCAAUCCUCAGAGAGACUUUGGAAACUUAUGCUACUGAAAUGAAAAAGCUUGCCAUAAAAAUUUUAGGCCAGAUAGCGAAAGCUUUAAAGAUGGAUACCGAAGAAAUGAAAGAGUUAACUAAUGAUGGUUACCAAUCAAUGAGAAUGAAUUACUAUCCUCCAUGCCCUGAACCAGAAAAGGCCAUAGGUCUUACUCCUCAUUCUGAUGCUGAUAUUUUAACAAUUCUGCUUCAACUCAAUGAAAUUGAAGGGUUACAGGUUAGAAAAGAAGGAAAAUGGAUCCCUGUUAAACCGCUUCCAAAUGCUUUUGUUGUCAACAUAGGGGACAUGAUGGAGAUCGUGAGCAAUGGUGUAUAUCGGAGCAUUGAACACAGGGCAACUGUGAAUUCAACAAAGGAGAGGAUCUCUGCUGCAACAUUCUACACUCCAAAGCUAGACGGUGUUUUAGGCCCUGCAGCCAGUCUAAUUGGUGCUCAUAAUCCAGCAAUCUUUAGGCAAGUUCAGGUGGGUAAGUACCUAAAGGAAUUUUUUGCACGAAAAUUGGAGGGCAAGUCCUACCUUGAGUGCAUGAGAAUAGAAGAUGAAGAAAACAGAAUUUGAAUCAAAAAAUGGUUGAACUCGGUUCUGGGAAUCCAAUGCAAGACUAGUUUUCGAUACCCAUAUGCAUUAGGUUCUUUUCGAAACUGUAACAUAUUAAAAUCUAUAUUAUUAUUAUUAUUAUUAUUAUUAGUAUAUAAACAGUGUCAUCUGAUAUAUAUACUCCUUAAUUCUAAAUCUUGUUUAUCUUA
Molecule: messenger RNA, 1401 nt
Organism: Jatropha curcas
Lineage: Eukaryota; Viridiplantae; Streptophyta; Magnoliopsida; Malpighiales; Euphorbiaceae
Product: protein SRG1
Source: RefSeq, a predicted model, not a curated record